AUGGAAUUCUCCUCCGAGCUUUCAUCAACAGUGUUUUGGCGCCUGAAAUCUACAUUGAUGGAUGUUGUUUGGGGUACGCUGUUCUCUUCGCAUUUUCCCAAAUUUUUCCGACAAAUAGUGGAGGUGGUGGAAAAGCCAGGAGCAGCAAUGAGACGACACGUUGUUAUGGGUGAUAUUGCAAUUCCGGUUGGUGUAUCUACAACGCACGUAGUUGAAUUUAGCAAAUCUGAUCCCACCGUGUUCUCGUUGGCGGAG
Messenger RNA from Paramuricea clavata, 255 nucleotides. The record is from the annotation of a GenBank genome assembly. NCBI's taxonomy places the organism in Eukaryota, Metazoa, Cnidaria, Anthozoa, Malacalcyonacea, Plexauridae.